AAAGGUCUGCACAAGCGAGGGGGACUUUUUCUUGGUUGAAGAUUUAUCGUUCGUGUCCCUGUGCAGCAUGAGAGAGCUGGUGAUAUUAGCAGCUGUGGUCUCGGCUCUACACGCGGCCAGCCUCCCGACAGACACUGAUGUGCAAUAUGAGUGCCAGGAAGAUCAGGACAACAUUGCUACAUUAGAAGCUGAGAGCUUCAUUAAUGACCAUCACCGCCAUGGAUACAAAUUCAAAUUCGUCUCAAACAUUUCCUGUGGAUGUUUCAUAUCUACAUAAGACUGAUCCUUGUGAGGUCAUCUUGGGAAUAACUCUAGAGGAAACUGAGUGCCACAUUGUGAAUCCCAAACCUUUAGAUCAGUGUAACACUAGAAUGGAAAGAGAGACGAAAGUGACAGCUAAAUGUAAUGUGACGGUCUCCAGUGUUGAGGGAAAGGCAGCUGUGAAGCGCUACAUCUGUGACACCGAACCAGCUUCACAUGAAAUACUUGUGACAAAAUGCCCUGACUGCCCCAGUCUGCUGCCCUUGCAUGACCCGAAGGCUCUGGAAAGUGUGAAAACUGCAACUCAUUAAGGCCUUGAUAUACUC
Messenger RNA from Sinocyclocheilus rhinocerous, 587 nucleotides. RefSeq names its product antihemorrhagic factor cHLP-B-like. Lineage: Eukaryota; Metazoa; Chordata; Actinopteri; Cypriniformes; Cyprinidae. Gene Ontology annotation, cellular component: blood microparticle; extracellular region; extracellular matrix. The transcript is spliced from 4 exons. Gene Ontology annotation, molecular function: endopeptidase inhibitor activity. The record is from RefSeq and is a predicted model, not a curated record. Gene Ontology annotation, biological process: negative regulation of endopeptidase activity. Bases 204 to 572 code for a protein of 122 amino acids.